GUGAUUAACCACGUCUGUGGCCUAAGCAGAAGUGGUGGGUAUGUGUGUGUGCAAUACACACAACAAGUGAAGAGUGUCUUCUUUUAGCUACUGUAUGUGUAUAUCUGAUUAUAUUAGUUUCAUUUAAAAUACACUGCUUCGUUUAACCUAGUCAAUGCAAACUAGUCAAUCAAAGCGGUACUAGCCUCGAGCAGAUUGCAGGUCCAGUGUGGUUUGUGUAGUGCUCUUUGGAAAACAGCGUGCACAACGGGUUUCACUAUCAAUCAGAGGAAUACAUAUUGGCACGACAUAGGCUAUUUACUGUAGGUUAAAGUCUGUUUUACCAAACAAGGACUCAAAGACACGAGGUUCGGCUCCAGUUGAGAGGAGACAAUUAUCCCAAGCGAUUUCGUAAAAUGGUACAGUGUGACAGCAAAGUGUGCUAUAUACAGUGGAUUGUCUAUGUCCCCACGUUCAUGGUGGGUCUUCCCCUCAACCUGGCCGCUCUGUGGCUCCUCCUCUUCAGGAUGCGUCGAUGGACUGAGUCCACGGUGUACCUCAGCAGUCUGAUCAUCAACGACAGCCUUCUCAUCUUCUCUCUGCCCUUCAAGAUGUACGCCUACGAACACAACUGGGGCUUGAGCAUGGGAUUCUGCACCUUCCUGGAGAGCCUGGUGUUCGUCAACAUCUAUGGGAGCAUCAUACUGAUCGUGUGCAUCUCUGGCGACCGCUAUGUUUAUUUGCGAUUUCCAAUCAAUGGCAAGCGUCUGCACUCACCACGGAAGGCUGCCCUGGUAUGCCUGGCCGUGUGGGUGAUGGUAUUCGCUUUCACCACACCCGUCUAUGAGCUCCACAACAAAAACAACAACGACACCAGAAUGCACAAAGGCAACGAAACCAAGUGUUUCCAGAAGUUCUCCAGCGAAACCUGGAAGAAGAAAUGGAUCAUCAUCGCCAUAGAGACAGUGUUCUCAAUCAGCACGGUUGCCAUGGUGUUCUUCUCGGUGCGCGUGAUGCAGAUCCUGAGUGGCAUGCGGCGACUGAACCCGCUGGACGAUAAGCUGAGGAACAACAAGUCUGUGAAAAUCGUCCUGAGCAACCUGGUGGCCUUCCUGCUGUGCUUCAUCCCCUACCACGUGGCCGCAGUCGUCUACUUCCUGGCCAAGAACCGCACGGAGGACCCGAACGUCAUCAACCCCCUCAGAGACUUCGUCCAUAUCAGCAUGUGUCUGGGCAGCAUCAACUGUCUGACGGACGGGGUCUGCUACUACUUCAUCCUGAAGGAGAACCUGCUGACUGCCAGCAAGGAGAGGAGGAGGAUGUCCACUAGAGGAAACGCAGUGGCGAGGCUCAGGGAAAUCAACCAGCAUCCAAUGGACAACAUCAAGGUCAAGGAACCUGGAGAGACAGGAUCAGACACCCAGGUCAAUGGAGAUCAAUUGGACUUGCUAGAUAGAUGUGGCUUAUCCCCUCUUGGUGCCUGCAGAGUAGAGAGCAGGGUGGAGACAUUUCCCCUGUAGAUGGAUGGCUAUCACCUCUACCUGGGAAAUGGAAAACUCAGAUCCCCACAGCAGACAGAGGAGACAAGUUGCUCGAAGAUUGAAUGAAUGGCCAGCACCUGGAAUAAAUGUUUUUAAAUCAA
Molecule: messenger RNA, 1621 nt
Organism: Oncorhynchus nerka (sockeye salmon)
Lineage: Eukaryota; Metazoa; Chordata; Actinopteri; Salmoniformes; Salmonidae
Product: lysophosphatidic acid receptor 6-like
Exons: 2
Coding region: 396-1499 (367 amino acids)
Biological process (GO): phospholipase C-activating G protein-coupled receptor signaling pathway; positive regulation of Rho protein signal transduction
Cellular component (GO): plasma membrane
Molecular function (GO): G protein-coupled receptor activity
Source: RefSeq, a predicted model, not a curated record